Molecule: messenger RNA, 4248 nt
Organism: Dermochelys coriacea (leatherback sea turtle)
Lineage: Eukaryota; Metazoa; Chordata; Testudines; Dermochelyidae
Gene: OSMR
Product: oncostatin M receptor
Exons: 18
Coding region: 258-3260 (1000 amino acids)
Biological process (GO): cytokine-mediated signaling pathway; positive regulation of cell population proliferation
Cellular component (GO): external side of plasma membrane; signaling receptor complex
Molecular function (GO): oncostatin-M receptor activity; ciliary neurotrophic factor receptor binding; leukemia inhibitory factor receptor activity
Source: RefSeq, a predicted model, not a curated record
AAAACCUACGUUGUCACAGAGCAGCAUUAGAUUACGGGAGUUUCCUUUGGCUGCUCUUCACGCAUUUUCAUGAGGAAAGAGAGUGAGAAGAGGAAAACAGGAAAUAAGUGCAGUGUUGAGAGAGAGAGAGAGAGAGCGCGCAGAGUAAGCCAGGGAAAGGGAGAAAGGAAUUAAAGUGGGACUGAAGGACAAGAAAAUUGCAGAAGAAAGUCCUACAGGGAAAAACUCAGCUGAAACCUGGAGAAGGUGGAUAACUGAUGGAUAAUUUUGUGCUUUGGACAAUACUCCUCUACACGGCGUUGUGCUUCAAUAUAUACCAAGGUCAAGAAAUCCAGGAAUUUCCACCUACAUUCCUUAAAGUUUCCAAGAAUUUGCCUCUGCAGCGUUUGUUGGUGGAAUGGGAUGUUAGUGACUCAGCCCACAAGUUUGAACUAGAAAUGGUUUUUGACAUUCAAGUUAGUCAAACUGAAGAAAUGAAUGUUGUCUGGACAGAGUAUUAUAACACAACUCUCAGUAAAUUGAAAAAAACUCUGCACUGGAGUUGGGAUUCAGAAUUACCUUUGGAAUGCAUGUCCCACUCUGUCAGAAUCAGGAGCAUGGUGAAUGAUGAAAGAUUCUCUAAACUCUGGAGUCGUUGGAGUCAGUGGGAGACUGUGCUGGGCCUAGAUACUUCAGAUGACAACACACCAUACAUCUUCCCAGAAGAUAAAGUUGUAGAGGAAGGUUCAAAUGUCACUUUUUGCUGCAUUGGAGGCAAAGAUAGCAGAAUUGAGUAUUUUUUGUUUAAUUACACUGAUUAUUAUUACCCAGACUCAAACACCAGCCAGCGAAACAUGGUGAUUACUAUGAAGAAGGUGUUGCAUGCAGAAGUGCCUGGCAUUCCUGUCUUUUGUAAAAUCUCUGGUAAAGAAAACAAAAAAUACAGUGCAACGCUUCUCUUUGUGGGCAAACCACCUCAUGAGCCUGAAGAUUUUUCCUGUGAAACUCGGGAUAUUAUGACAUUAACUUGUACUUGGAAUACAGGAAAAAAUACCUAUCUUUAUGGGGCUCAUUCAACAAAAUACCACUUGUUUGAAAGGUUUUCCCAAAAAACAUUUUGCUACCAAGAAACGGCACAUUAUCUAGAACCCAUCCAUUGUUCUUGGGCUAUAGACCAGCAGACGAUAUACAACCUAACACUGACUGCCCAAAACCCUCUUGGAAAGAGAAGUGCUAAUUUUGUCCUUGAUGUAGCUCACAGAGUUCAUCCAUCUCCCCCCUCUGACCUUUCUGUAGAACAUAUGAAAGCCACAGAAGUCAGUUUAUACUGGCGUAUGCAGCCCAAGUACAAAGCAAUUAAGCUGCUAUGUCAGAUUGAAAAUCACCACCCGAGUGGGCAAGUGGAACUGCACAAUAGUUCAGCUGUUCAGUCAAAUUCAUAUCCACACUUCACGCUAGGCGGCUUGCAGCCUUUCACCAAUUAUGCCGUUAGAAUGCGCUGUGGUGCAGCUAGCCACUUCUGGAAAUGGAGUGAAUGGAGCAAAACCCUCAGAGUCAGAACAAAUGAAGCAGCUCCCUCAGGGAAACUUGAUGUCUGGAGAGAAGUUACCCCAGUUUUGGGAGGACGGAAUGUGACCUUAUUCUGGAAGCCAUUACCAGACUUUAGAGCUAAUGGUGGAGAUAUUUCAUUUGAGAUAACCUGGGAAAAGUUAAAGAAAGCCUCUGAGCCUGAGCACAUCUCCAUUUCUGCAUUACAAAACAGUACAACAAUUUCCAUCGAUAACCAUUCCUACAAAAUCAGCGUGGCAGCAAGGAACAAUAUUAAUUUUUCACUUCCUUCAGUGAUGAUCAUCUCCCGAGUAACAGAUAAUGGUGCUGAAGAAAAGGUUGAUCGCACUGACCGUGAAGAAGAAAGAGUUAAUGGCACAGUUGAUGGCAUUUAUAUUUCUUGGAAGGCCACAAAUGCAUUUGAUGGAUACAUUGUCGAUUGGUGCAACUUUCCGAGGUCCCAGCAUUGUGACUUUCAGUGGAAGAGAUUCGAUUUCAACACCUCCAGUUGUCUUAUCAACUCAGCUGCUUUCAUGCCUGGGGUCAGAUACAACUUGAGGGUUUAUGGAUCUCUAGCUAAUGAAGAUUUUUUCCUGGGGAAGAAGGUUGGGUACACCAAAGAACUGGCUCCUAGACUUAACCCUCAAGGGGAAAUAGCUGAGAUGACUUCCCAUACUGUGACCGUAACUUGGGAUUCUUAUCCCGUAAAUGAGUCACAGCCUGGAUUCAUAAGAGGUUAUCAUGUUUAUGUGAAAACCAUGGAAGAAGAAUGCAGUUUGAAGGGAUCCACAAAACAUGCUCUUUCAGAUGGUUCAGUCCUAUGUAAAUACACUAUAGAAAACCCAGAAGAAAAGAGAUAUGUGGUGAAACACCUGAUGCCAGAAACAACAUAUGCACUGGCAGUUAAAGCUUACACUGGAGGAGGAGAGACCCCCAUUGAUGCCUAUAUAAACGUAGAUACACUACAUGACUCAAAGAUUUACCUUCCAGUUCUGCUAGUGAUCAUUCCUUUUGUAGUAAUAACUGCUGUGUGCUUCUGGAAAAUCAAAUGGGUGAAGGAUUGCUGUUAUCCUGAAAUUCCCAAUCCUAACAAGAGCCAAGUCCUCUCAUUUAAUGGAUUAAAGCUUAAUUCUGAAGCAGUACUGAAGCUAAGUGACUGCAUUCCUGAUACUGUAGUAUUGGAGAAUACAUCAGAAGCCAAUACACUACAGCUGUCGAGCCAUGGGACUAUUUUAGAAAGUGAAAACAAAGUUAUCAAUCCUUCCUGGGUGUAUUUUGUUCAAAAUGAAGUGGGAGAUUUGCUGUGCACACAGUCAGCUGUAGAAGCUUGCACUUCAUUUGAAAACUUAGCCUAUUCUUCCCAGACUGCACUUGGUUCCAGCCUCUAUCAGAACCUGUGGAUAUCAGAAAAGAGUGAGUCACAAUUGUCUAUAUUGUUGUACAAGCCACAGCAUUACAUUGAAAUUCUGAGUAAAGACACUGUCACCUCAUUAAGAGAAAUCACUGAGAGAGAAGGUAGUUUGAGAUAUAUUUCACAAAUGGAAGUACCUUGUUCUGAGGCUAAGUUAAGUGAUUUGCCCCAUUCCACUGAGCCCAUGGAACAUUCAAGUUACAAAACACAAACAGUCUUGGGUUCAGAGCUGGUCACAUCUACAUCUGAUGAAGGCAUUCAGAGUCAGGACAGCUCUACUUCUAGCAACUCAAGUGUUAUUGCUUCCAGGCCGGCAUUAUAAACUGACUGGCACAUUUAAACAAUCCGUAUGCUGCAGUUCAAUCAGAAAUUAAGGGCAUUAAGCAGAAAUUACAGGGUGAGGUGGUAUGGCCUGUAGUACGUACACAUUUAGAUCACAGCUGUUUCUUCUGGCCCUAAAAUCUAUGAAUGCAAGAGAUAAAAUGCACCAUGAUUUGUGCAAGGUCACUAAACUACAACAGAGAACAUUUUCAUUCUCUGAUCACAGUCAAGGGACACGCUUCACAUGUAUUAUCCAGCAGGGACUUAUUGCAUUGCUGACGUUAACAUAGAAGGCAUGUAUUGUGAAGCUCAGCAUGGAACAUUACUCCUAACUUUGAACUCCCUGGCUUUGGUUGGUUGGGGUCAGAAUGUUAGUUAACUGUGUUUUUUAUUUAAUUUUCUACAUAACAGUAAUAAAAAAAAUUGCCAUGAAAGAUCAGCUGAAGCCUUAAUUCUGGGGGCUAAGUCCUUAAAGGAAUUUAUUGUGGUACACAGCACUAGCUGCACCUUUGACCCUUCUCUGGGCUCUCUGACUGCACCCCUUCUGGUGCUAGGCCCCAGGCCUUCACCACCUGCCUCUAGGGGGGAAUCCCACGAUUCUCUCAUUCUAAGAUUGAAUCUCAGGCAACAGCCUUCCUUCCAUGUACCAACCCUGAUUGCCCAACUGGGCUCAGCCUUGCAAACCCUGCAGCAACUCGCAUCAGAGGUGAAUAUCAGGACCCAGAAUGGCCUUUUCAGAAACAAAAGAUUGUUUCAUUUCAACAGUCGAAACAAAGCAUAACGAGCAAGGGUGUUUUAACACAAGAAUUACAUACAUCUCAAUCUUACCUAAGCUUAGGGCCCAGGCACCCUCACUUCUGACUGCUGCGUUCAGUCUGCAGCCCAGCCCUGGUCUACAUUACGAGUUUAGGUCGAAUUUAGCAGCGUUAGAUCGAUUUAACCCUGCACCCGUCCACACAACAAAGCCAUUUUUGUCAACUUAAUGGGCU